Messenger RNA from Miniopterus natalensis, 2694 nucleotides. RefSeq names its product phosphatidylinositol glycan anchor biosynthesis class K (gene PIGK). Lineage: Eukaryota; Metazoa; Chordata; Mammalia; Chiroptera; Miniopteridae. Gene Ontology annotation, molecular function: GPI-anchor transamidase activity. Gene Ontology annotation, cellular component: GPI-anchor transamidase complex. The record is from RefSeq and is a predicted model, not a curated record. Gene Ontology annotation, biological process: attachment of GPI anchor to protein; proteolysis.
AGGCAGAAAUCCGCAAACAUGGUCGGCGCCUGCCCCUGCGGCUGGGGUGGGACUGCCCUGGCCGGGUGGUUGCUCUUGUCCUUCGGCAGCUUGGCCACUAGUCAGAUCGAGGAACAAGCAGAGCAGUUCUUUAGAAGCGGCCACACAAACAACUGGGCUGUUCUGGUGUGUACAUCCCGAUUCUGGUUUAAUUAUCGACAUGUUGCAAAUACUCUUUCUGUGUAUAGAAGUGUGAAGAGGCUAGGUAUUCCUGACAGCCACAUUGUUCUGAUGCUUGCAGAUGAUAUGGCCUGCAACCCUAGGAAUCCCAAACCAGCUACAGUAUUUAGUCACAAGAAUAUGGAACUAAAUGUAUAUGGAGAUGAUGUGGAAGUAGAUUAUAGAAGUUAUGAGGUAACCGUGGAGAAUUUUUUGCGAGUAUUAACUGGGAGGAUCCCACCUAGUACUCCUCGGUCAAAACGUCUUCUUUCUGAUGAUAGGAGCAAUAUUCUUAUUUAUAUGACAGGACAUGGUGGAAAUGGUUUCUUGAAAUUUCAAGACUCUGAAGAAAUUACCAACAUAGAGCUUGCAGAUGCUUUUGAACAAAUGUGGCAGAAAAGACGCUACAACGAGCUGCUGUUUAUUAUUGAUACUUGUCAAGGAGCAUCCAUGUAUGAGCGGUUUUAUUCUCCUAACAUAAUGGCUUUGGCUAGUAGCCAAGUGGGAGAAGAUUCACUCUCGCAUCAACCUGAUCCUGCCAUUGGAGUUCACCUUAUGGAUAGAUACACAUUUUAUGUCUUGGAAUUUUUGGAAGAAAUCAAUCCAGCUAGCCAAAAUAAUAUGAAUGACCUUUUUCAGGUAUGUCCGAAAAGUCUGUGUGUGUCUACUCCUGGACAUCGCACUGAUCUUUUUCAGAGGGAUCCUAAAAAUGUCCUGAUAACCGAUUUCUUCGGAAGCGUACGGAAAGUGGAAAUUACAACAGAGACUAUUAGUUUGCAACCAGAUUUAGGAAUCAUGGAAAGCAGGGAUAAGGAGGACUGGGUGGAUGAGGAACUAGUGGAGCCCCUGAGAUAUGCCGAGCAACUUCCUGUAGCCCAGAUAAUACACCAGAAACCAAAGCCGAAAGAUUGGCAUCCUCCCGGGGGCUUUAUUCUGGGACUGUGGGCUCUCAUUAUCAUGGUUUUCUUCAAAACUUACGGAAUCAAGCAUAUGAAGUUCAUCUUCUAGACGUGAUGAUGUAUAAAGACGACUGCAUGGACGACUGCACCCUUGGAUAAAAACUUACAUCAUAUCUUCUAAAAAAUACAUUGCUCUUGUGCGAAUUGGCAAAAAGUAUAAGGAAAUUAUAAAUUUGGUGAACUAUUGUCUUUUAACUGAAAGAAAAAUAAUUGUUAUUGCAAGUGCUAAAUGGCACUAAAUAUAUUUUUUGGUUUUUUCUUUGGUUUCUUAUUAGAAAGAUGGGACAAAGAGAUCAGAAUAUACUUAUUGGCUGUUAUUAGAAAAUAAGAAUUUCCCGUUAGCCCCUUUUCAUUUGGAAAAGAAAAAAAUGUGAAGACAUGAAAUUCUCCCCAGUAGAGGUAACUUCUGAUAGUAUUUUUGUGUAUGUUCCCCCAUUCUUUUUCUUCUAUGUACUUUUUUCCCUCUAACAUAGAGAUUAUAUAGAACAUACCAUUUUGUAACCUCACUUUUCAUUUUGCAAUAUGUUAUCAACUCUUCCCUCUUCUUGGAUGUUCUGCAAGAACACAUUGGGAGUGGCUGCGGAGUACCCAUUUUAUGAAUGUUCUGUAAUUUAUUUAGCAUUGUUUUAUUGGACCACUCACCUUGUUCCCAAGAUUUUCCUUUGGUUCAUUCUUUAAUGUGUGAAUAUUUUACUGUCAGUCACUAAUGGAAUUCUUUAGCUUUCAUUGUAAGUAAAUAUGAUACUGACAAUCUUCAGGACCUUAUUUGUUGUCAGUUUAUCUGGAAAACUUAUGACCUUUGGGAAUUUCACAUUGACUGCUCAAGAGAAACAAGCCCUAUCAUUUUAUAUUUCUAAGCAUUCAUUCAUUCUGUGAUCCUCUAGCUGGUCACUUUUGCUUCAGUUUCCCUAUUGAAAGAGACAUUGUUUCAUCCUGUUUAAAGUAAACCUUGCCCACUGGCUGGAUCUGCAGUGUUCCUGAGACAGCCCCAUCGAGUGGGUGGACUGUGUGGAAGAAUCAGCUCACAGCCCUGCCUUUACGUCCGACUGACGCAUCCCAUAAGGCAGUGAAUAAGCCCCUUUUCUGAUCUCUGACAAGAUGCAAGAGCUCUUUAUCUCCCUCACCAACCAGCCAGCUUCGUACCUUCUAAUAACUGGAGGGAGUGUUCAGAGUGUGCUUUGCUGUCAGCCCCAGAUAUUGUUUCUUCAUAGAUAAGGGGGAAUAAGCCCUGAAAGUUGCAUAUUCAUGUCCCAUGGGAUACCUUUUUGGAUUUUAUGAUUUAUCUAAGAAUUUAUGUGUAAAUCUUUAUUCAUUGCAGGGCCUGUUGUAUGAUUUGUAGGUAUCAUUAAGAAGACAGCGCUUCCUCCACAAUAAAGCCUCCUAAAAUUAAUAUUCCUUAGGAUUUGUUUUCCUUUUAGCACUUAAUUAUUACCCUUUAAUUAUAUGCGAAUGGUCAUACUUUUUACAAGCAGAGGAUUAACUGUUAUCUCCCAGGUUAGAACAGGUGAUAUUGAGGCUUUCUGCCAGCUCUGAGGUU